Messenger RNA from Cryptomeria japonica (Japanese cedar), 881 nucleotides. RefSeq names its product cyclin-dependent protein kinase inhibitor SMR13. The transcript has 2 exons. Bases 260 to 718 code for a protein of 152 amino acids. NCBI's taxonomy places the organism in Eukaryota, Viridiplantae, Streptophyta, Pinopsida, Cupressales, Cupressaceae. The record is from RefSeq and is a predicted model, not a curated record. Gene Ontology annotation, biological process: regulation of DNA endoreduplication.
UUCCCAAAGAAGGGUUUUUCGAGGGGACUGACUAAGGAGAAAUAAGUAUCUGCUAUGAUUAAAUCAGAUAUAUCAUAGAGAAUAUGACCCACAACCAAGAUCAUCACUGACCACCAAGCAUUGUUUUCUCUCAUCUUUUCUCUUUUCCCUCCUCUCAUACUGCUUUAGCCAUUUACAGCUUUCUCUUCCAAUCUUAUCUGACACCCAUCACAAAAUCUGAACUUUGAAGUACCCAUCUAUAGAACCAGCCAAAUUGAGAAUGGAGCAGUUUAAGCAUACUGAGAUGUGCAAGGAUCGAGUCCCAGGAGCACCAGAAGCAGUUCAGAAGAGGAAGGCAAUGGAGGACAAUGACGACAUGGGAUUUCUUCCUGCUUUGAAACCCAUCAUUACUGAUCGUCAUACCUCUAAAGCCAGAUUAUCAUCUACACAGGAUUCCAUGGCUGCUUUGAAUCUCACCAGAACUUGUUUUGAGGAUAAUGAACAUCAUAAUAAUUGUAAUGAUAAUGAAGGUUGUGAGACUCCAAAGUCUGAGAAGCAUCAAAUACCUAAAAUUUUGUCAUGCCCUGGAGCUCCAAGGAAACCCAGAUCAACAGUGAAGAAAUGUAAGAGAUCUGAGGAGUUUUUCUACAUCAGUCCUGUUGAGCUGAAUUUGCUCUUCAGUCUCUCAAAGCCCACACAGUUUGAUUUCAGUGUCACGGUUAAAACAUUUCGUUGGUGAAGCGGUCAUCAAAGUUCAAACUAUGCUGCUCGUAGACCUUGUGUUCGUGGGUUUGAACAAGUGAAGUGUGGGGAUGAGGUCCCCCAGUUGUGGCCUCACCGGUUCAUUGCUCCGAGUCAAAAGUGUCACAAAUUUUUACCAGGCAUUAUUUAAAAAAAUAAAA